Messenger RNA from Antrostomus carolinensis (chuck-will's-widow), 781 nucleotides. Its product is annotated as mitogen-activated protein kinase kinase kinase 5-like. The annotation marks the transcript as partial. The record is from RefSeq and is a predicted model, not a curated record. The transcript is spliced from 5 exons. Gene Ontology annotation, molecular function: MAP kinase kinase kinase activity. Gene Ontology annotation, biological process: cellular response to stress. Lineage: Eukaryota; Metazoa; Chordata; Aves; Caprimulgiformes; Caprimulgidae.
AUAUUGCUGUUGUAGAGAUGAGUGAUGCCUUCCGUCAGCCUUCCCUGUUCUACCACCUGGGAGUCAGGGAGAGCUUCAGCAUGGCUAACAACAUUAUCCUCUACUGUGAUACAAAUGCAGAGUCUCUGCAGUCACUGAAGAUGUGCACUGGUAACUACAUAUUUGUUCCUUAUAUGAUAACUCCACAUAACAAGGUGUACUGCUGUGAUAGCAGUUUUAUGAAGGGGCUGACAGAACUGAUGCAGCCCAGUUUUGAGUCGUUGCUUGGGCCUAUAUGCUUACCUCUGGUGGAUCGAUUUGUUCAGCUCUUGAAGGUGGCACAGGCCAGUUCAAGCCAGUAUUUCCGGGAAUCCAUUCUGAAUGACAUCAGGAAGGCUCGUACCCUCUACACGGGUAAAGAGCUUGCAGCAGAGCUGGCAAGGAUUCGACAGCGAGUGGAUAGUGUUGAAGUCUUGUCUGCUGACAUUGUAAUAAACUUGCUGCUGUCCUACAGAGACAUCCAGGAUUAUGAUUCCAUUGUGAAACUGGUGAAAACUUUAGAAAAACUGCCUACUUUUGACUUGGCUUCCCACCACCAUGUGAGGUUUCAUUAUGCAUUUGCACUGAACAGGCGAAAUCUACCUGGAGACAGACAGAAGGCUCUAGAAAUUAUGAUUCCCUUGGUAGAACGGGAAGACCAAGUAGCUUCAGAUAUGUACUGCCUGGUUGGUCGAAUUUACAAGGACAUGUUUUUGGAAUCUGGGUUCAUAGAUAUAGAAAGCAGGGACAAAGGGACAUUUUG